UUUGUUGUUGUUGUUGUUGUUGUUAUUCUUUUCUUUUCUCUUUCUAAUACAAAAUGCAGCAUAAACGCCCUUUACCUCCUACACCCAAUACCAGCACGAAAUAUAAAAAUGUAAAUGAUGCAAUCCAGUCAUUAUUAUCAGACACUAGUUAUGAUGACUUGACGGACAGAGAAAGAAAAUGGUACAGCGAUCUCGCGAACUGCCACAAAACAUUAGAGCAGAAAGAUUCUGUCAUCAACAACUUAAAGACAAUAGUUGUCGAAUGGAAAAGAAAAGCCAUUGAAUUUGAAAACGCAUAUAAAGAAACAAAACAAUUAUUUGAAGAGCGUGAAAAGUUUCUCAUUAAACAACAUGAAGCAGAAAUAGAAGCCAUUACAAAAAUUCAAACAGAACAGUUCAAUGAUAACCUUGAAGUAGUACUUCAGCUAGAAAAAGAAAACCAACUUCUGCGGUCUCGCUUAAAUGAAGAUAAUGACAUAUUAGACGAUAGAAUACAAAUCCAUCACUACCAACAACAAUUGCCUAAUUCUGAAAAUACAGGAAAUGACAUGUCUAGUGGUAGUACGAGUCAGCUGUGUAACACUGCAGAGAUUGCUAAUAGAACUGCGAAGGAACAACCAAAAGAAAACUCAGAUGAUUUGAUUCAAAGAAUUAAUGUAAGUUAUUAUGUAUACAAAACAGAUAAAUAUUGACAACAUCACUUAGGAUAUGGUUAUUGCGAUAGAGGGCACAUUACACCAACUAAACCAUAGCCAAAAUGAUUCAGCAACACCGCCUUUAGUUUCCUCUGAUAGUUCUUCUGAUGAAUCGUCUACUGAUGAUCCAGAACAACUAAUAAGAGCCCAUAAGAAAAAGCGCUCAAUAAGAAAUAGUCCUAAUGCUUUGCUGAAAAUAGAACAAGUUGACGGAAACCAAGACUACCUUUUAGGCGAGCAUUAUUGGGCAGAUAAUAAAAUGACGCAACCGAUACUUUCUUCACAUUAAAUAAAACAUCUUUGUUCAUUUUGAGAGA
This is a messenger RNA of Gilbertella persicaria, 1012 nucleotides long. RefSeq lists its product as uncharacterized. The transcript is spliced from 4 exons. The coding region runs from base 54 to 692 and encodes 212 amino acids. The record is from RefSeq and is a predicted model, not a curated record. NCBI's taxonomy places the organism in Eukaryota, Fungi, Mucoromycota, Mucoromycetes, Mucorales, Choanephoraceae.